GAUGUUUACUCUUCACUUUCACCUUUCAUUGUCCAAAAUGAUUCUUCUCAUUUCUUCCCAAUCCUCAAAGAUGAUCCUAAACAAAUAGAAACAAGAAUCAGAUCAUCAUCAUAUUUUACAAUACAAAAAAACAAUCCAAGAAAAUGGAGAACUUACUAAGUGAUACAUGGGAAGUUAAGCCGAAGCACGCAUCGGAGGAGGUGCUGCAGCGAUGGAGGGAUCUCUGCGGCGUCGUCAAGAAUCCGAAACGGCGAUUCCGAUUCACGGCCAAUCUAAGCAAGCGUAACGAGGCCGCGGCGAUGCGAAAGACUAAUCAGGAGAAAUUGAGGAUUGCAGUUCUUGUAUCGAAAGCUGCAUUCCAGUUCAUACAAGGUUUGUUUCUGUUUUUAUUUUUCUUUUUGCUGUUCGUCGCGCAUUCGCUUUCAUCUGGCGCCGAUUCUGUUCUUCUUUCAGGGAUGCAAUCGAGUGACUACACCUUGCCUGAAGAAGUCCGAGCUGCCGGUUACCAGAUAUGUGCCGAUGAAUUAGAGUCCAUAGUCGAAGGGCACGAUAUGAAAAAGCUAAAGCUUCAUGGAGGGGUGAAGCAAAUAGCCGAUAAGCUUGUGACGGAUACGACCUCAGGCAUUUCUACCGAUCCUGACGCCUUAAGUCGAAGGCGACAAAUAUAUGGCAUCAAUAAGUUCGAAGAAAGCGAAGUUCAAAGCUUUUGGAUGUUCGUUUGGGAAGCACUUCACGACAUGACACUUAUGAUCCUCGGCGCCUGCGCCGUUGUCUCUUUUAUCGUCGGCAUUGCGACAGAGGGAUGGCCAAAGGGAGCUCACGACGGGCUUGGAAUCGCGGCGAGCAUCUUGCUGGUGGUGAUGGUGACUGCAACAAGUGAUUAUCAGCAGUCUUUGCAGUUCAGAGAUUUGGACAAGGAGAAGAAGAAGAUUGCAGUUCAGGUGACAAGGAAUGGCUACCGGAAAAAGAUGUCGAUCUAUCAGCUGCUCGCUGGAGAUAUCGUGCAUCUUUCGAUCGGCGAUCAAGUCCCCGCCGACGGGCUUUUCCUUUCGGGGUUCUCGAUGUUGAUCGACGAGUCGAGUUUGACGGGGGAGAGCGAGCCGGUGAUGAUCAGCGCCGAGAGUCCUUUUCUGUUGUCGGGAACUAAGGUUCAGGACGGGACGUGCACGAUGCUGGUGACGACUGUCGGGAUGAGAACACAAUGGGGAAAGCUAAUGGCGACGCUGAGCGAAGGAGGCGUCGAUGAGACGCCUCUGCAGGUUAAGCUGAACGGAGUGGCGACGAUCAUCGGAAAGAUCGGUCUUUUCUUCGCCGUGGUGACAUUCGCCGUCUUAGUCCAGAAAAUCUUGCUGCGCAAAUGGCACGACGCGACGACGCUCAAGUGGACCGGCGACGAUGCCUUGGAGUUGCUCGAAUACUUUGCCAUUGCAGUCACCAUCGUCGUUGUCGCAGUUCCGGAGGGACUUCCUCUGGCUGUGACGCUAAGCCUCGCCUUCGCAAUGAAAAAGAUGAUGAACGACAAAGCGCUCGUUCGACAUUUGGCUGCUUGCGAGACGAUGGGAUCAGCUACAAACAUCUGCAGUGACAAAACAGGAACAUUAACAACCAACAGAAUGACUGUGGUGAAGUCCUGCAUAUGCAUGAGAGUUAGAGAUUUAAGCGAGCCGGGAAGCGCUCGAUUAGCUUCGGAGAUCCCGGAGAAAGCUCUUAAACUUCUUCAUCAGUCGAUAUUCGCCAACACCGGAGGAGAAGUUGUGGUUAACCGCCACGGAAAGCGCAAGAUUCUUGGAACGCCGACUGAGGCAGCUAUUCUGCUGUUUGGGCUGGCGCUAGGCGGAGAUUUCCACGCCGAGCGAAAAAGAUCGAAAAUACUUAAGGUCGAGCCGUUCAAUUCGACGAAAAAGCGAAUGGGGAUUGUGUUGGAGAAUCCUGAUGGAGGUUUAAGAGCUCAUACCAAAGGUGCAUCUGAGAUCAUCUUAGCUGCAUGUGAAAAUGUGAUCAAUUCGGACGGCGAAGUCGUUCCACUCGACGAAGCAUCGAGCGAUCGUUUGAAAGAAACCAUCGAUCAAUUUGCCGGCGAGGCGCUUAGAACACUCUGCCUCGCUUACAAGGAUCUGGAUCCCGAUUUCUCUGCAGACGAUGCUAUUCCGGCCUCGGGUUUCACCUGCAUUGGUAUAGUCGGGAUUAAAGAUCCUGUACGUCCGGGGGUUCGAGAGUCUGUCGCGCUUUGUCGAUCAGCUGGUGUGACGGUAAGGAUGGUCACCGGAGAUAACAUCAACACUGCCAAAGCUAUUGCCCGCGAAUGUGGGAUACUAACCGAUGACGGGAUAGCUAUAGAAGGUCCUGUUUUUCGCGAGAAGCGUAUGGAGGAAUUGAACGAUUUGAUCCCCAAGAUUCAGGUGAUGGCUCGUUCUUCGCCGCUCGACAAGCAUACGCUGGUGAAACACUUACGAACGACGUUUAAUGAAGUUGUAGCCGUAACGGGAGAUGGAACAAACGAUGCGCCAGCGCUGCACGAGGCAGAUAUUGGACUUGCAAUGGGGAUCGCCGGGACAGAGGUGGCUAAAGAGAGCGCGGAUGUAAUAAUUCUCGAUGACAACUUCUCCACGAUCGUGACAGUCGCAAAAUGGGGGCGAUCGGUGUACAUCAACAUCCAAAAAUUCGUGCAGUUCCAGCUGACAGUGAAUGUUGUUGCAUUGGCUGUGAACUUCUACUCAGCUUGCACCACUGGCGAAGCACCCCUCACUGCUGUGCAACUUCUUUGGGUAAACAUGAUCAUGGACACACUCGGAGCACUUGCUCUUGCGACGGAGCCGCCGACGGAUGAGCUAAUGAAGAAGCCUCCAGUGGGGAGGAAAGGAAACUUCAUCAGCCCUGUGAUGUGGAGGAACAUCUUAGGCCAAUCCUUGUUUCAAUUUAUUGUGAUUUUGUUCUUACAGGGAUCUGGAAAGACAUUUUUCAGACUCCAUGCUCAUCCUCAAUCAGAUUUGGUCCUCAACACUAUAAUCUUCAACACAUUUGUCUUCUGCCAGCUAUUCAAUGAGGUGAAUUCCCGGGAGAUGGAGAAGAUCGACGUGCUGGAUGGUAUACAGGACAACUAUGUCUUUGUCUCGGUUGUGGGAUCGACGAUCUUCGCGCAGUUCAUUAUCGUCCAAUUUCUUGGGAGCUUUGCAACUACUACUCCUCUUACAAUCUUCCAAUGGCUGGUGAGCAUAUUCAUCGGAUUUUUAGGCAUGCCCAUAGCAGUAGUCUUGAAAAAGCACAUCCCUGUGUAGUAGAAUAGAAAUGGAAAUAGAAUGCCAAACAAGCCUUCAUCUUCAUUCCACCAUGAGCUGAAGAAGAUAGCUAGCACAGAGAAUUUUAAGAUCUUCACCGUCUACAACUGCAUAGACUGACUGACUGACAGACUGCUGAAAGUUUCGACAUUACAGAAGCAGGAAGGAAUGCAUUGUAGUUAGAAAUUUUCUUGCUCAACAAUAAUCAGUAAAACCAAUGUUAUGUCAUGUGGGUUCAAAAUUUCAA
Molecule: messenger RNA, 3522 nt
Organism: Andrographis paniculata
Lineage: Eukaryota; Viridiplantae; Streptophyta; Magnoliopsida; Lamiales; Acanthaceae
Product: calcium-transporting ATPase 2, plasma membrane-type-like
Exons: 6
Coding region: 144-3275 (1043 amino acids)
Biological process (GO): calcium ion transmembrane transport
Cellular component (GO): membrane; intracellular membrane-bounded organelle
Molecular function (GO): ATP hydrolysis activity; P-type calcium transporter activity; calmodulin binding
Source: RefSeq, a predicted model, not a curated record